Molecule: messenger RNA, 2377 nt
Organism: Lytechinus pictus (painted urchin)
Lineage: Eukaryota; Metazoa; Echinodermata; Echinoidea; Temnopleuroida; Toxopneustidae
Product: carbonyl reductase [NADPH] 1-like
Exons: 6
Coding region: 193-1068 (291 amino acids)
Molecular function (GO): carbonyl reductase (NADPH) activity
Source: RefSeq, a predicted model, not a curated record
AGACGCUGGAGGACGUUGGAUCCCUUGGAUCAUCGUAUUUGAAGCUGAACUCACACGGAAUAGACAGGAACUAGGACAUCACUCCAGGAAAAUACUGGUUAGUGACUUAUUCCUUAUAUUCUAGCUUCAGGUAUCAACCUAGUGGUCAAGCUGGGGGCGCGACCGCUACAAGCCUGAGAAGAGACAAACAAAAUGUCUUCGAAGGUUGCUGUUGUAACUGGUAGCAAUACUGGAGUUGGUCUGGCCAUCGUUCGAGCUUUCUGCAAGCAUUUUGGUGAGAAUGGAGCUGUAUAUUUGACGGCAAGGAAUGAGGAGCGAGGGAUGCAGGCCGUAGAAGUCUUGAAGAAGGAAGGUCUUAAUCCUAGAUUCCAUCUCCUUGACGUGGACGAUGUUAGCAGUAUGGAGAUGCUUCGAGAUGAUAUCAAGACUGAGCAUGGGGGCUUGGAUAUCCUGGUCAACAAUGCAGGAAUCGCCUAUAAGGGUAACCCUCCAAUGUCUGAGCAAGCUGUCGGAUCUAUCAAGACCAACUACCAUGGUGUCCGUCUAAUGACUGAUACGUUCCUACCGAUCAUCAGAGAUGGUGGAAGGAUCACGCAUGUUGCUAGCAUGGCGGCUCCUAUGGCCUACUACAGGUUGAGCGAAGAACUUCAGGAACGUUUCAAGCAAGUCUCAACUGUACAGGACGUGACGAACCUCAUGAAUGAAUUCAUUGAGGCUACCAAGAUUGGAGACCAUGUCCAGAAGGGUUGGCCAGAUUGGGCCUAUGGGACCAGUAAACUUGGAGUAGUAGCCCUCACCAAAAUACAGGGUGAAAAUGUUAGCAAGGAUUCAAGCAAAAAGGAUGUUCUCAUUAACUGUUGUUGUCCUGGCUACGUUGCUACCGGCAUGACGGCGCAUCAUACUGGUGAAAAUGCAAAGCAUAGGCUCACCCCAGAUCAGGGGGCAGAUACCCCUGUCUACCUGUCCCUCCUACCAGCCGGCACCACCAACAUUCAAGGAAAGUUUCUGUAUAAGAGAGAGAUUAAAGAUUUCUUCACAGUUGAUAUCAGACCAAUUACAUUGAUAUAAUUUGUUAUUUCAGUGUCACAUUUACGAUCCAACUUAUCUUUUAAUAAUAGAAGAACUCAUGUGAUUUGAAAACUGUAAAACAACCUUUAUUCUUUGUCUUAUAUCUUGAUUUUGAUAGUAACUUUGAUGAGAAUGAUAAUUAUGAACACUGUGAUGCCAAAGAUGGUGAUGAUGAUAAUGAUGAUGAUGAUAAAGAUGAUGAUGAUGAUGAAGAUUAUAAUGAUGAUGGUGAUGAUGAUGAGGAGGAGGAGGAUGAAGAUUUUGAUGAUGGAAAUAUCAUAAUUAGUAGUCGAAGUAGUAUCACUGGUAUUGUACAAGUGUAAUUAUUGAAUUGCUAUUAUUAUGUCUUUCAUAUUGUAGGAGCUAUAUUUUAUAUAAUUUACGAGCUUGAAGUAUACGCAGGUUCUUCCAACACACGAACAAUGGUUUGAAAUUCUUUGCACAAGGUACUAUAUUUCAAUACAUAUUCAAAUUAACUUGAAGAUGACAAUAAGAAAGUAAUAUAUCAUCAUGGAUAAGAACCAAUCAUAUGUAUAUAAGGAGUCUUACAACAUGAAUGUUCAUGAUUCAGCCAACCAGAAGAGAGGAGGGGAGUUAUUAACAUAGCUGAAUAGAGGACCAAGAGAUAAAAGGAAUUUGAUAACAAAAGGAAUGGUCAAGUGAGGGAUGCAAGGAAUGAUGGAUAGAUGAGUGUAAAAAAGUAGAUGUGGAUAACAAAGAUAGAUGAGGGUAAUAGGCAAGAAGACUGGUGAAGACGGGUAGCAUUUAUAGCAAAAAAAGAGGAAUGUAAUAAGGGUUAUUUUGAAAGAGCUAUGUACUGUAUAUGUCAAGGGGUUAAAGGAGCUGAACCCUGGCUUACAAUCAAUGAAAAGAUUAAAAGAUGAUUAUCGAUGAUUACUGAACAAAACUGCAAUGAACUCAAAUAAUGUACAAACUUGUUCUCCACAAUAUAAAUUAUUUUUUAUAUGGAAAUUAAUUUAUACUAGAUGAUUCUGGUAAAAAAUUGUAAGUGUUCUUUGAUGAGCACAUCAAGGUGUGAUAAAUAUAUUUGCCCAUCUCUGUCAAUCAGUUUCAGGAAACACCUUUGCCAUUCUUGGUUAGUUAUUAAAACAUAUUCUCUCAUUUGCUGUAUUAUAUACUUAAUUGUCAGAACUUUGUAUAACUCAUAUUGAAUGGUUUUAAUGGUGCUUUCAAAUACUAUUUUCACACCUCAACUGGCUGCUUUUUACUUGAUACUUUUUAUUGGCAUUUAAGAAAAUACUGAAAUAAUUUUAUGGCAGAGAGAAAUAAAGUACUAAGUAUAUCAGCA